Glarea lozoyensis ATCC 20868 is the source of this 708-nucleotide messenger RNA. Its product is annotated as Acyl-CoA N-acyltransferases (Nat). The record is from RefSeq and is a predicted model, not a curated record. The coding region runs from base 1 to 708 and encodes 235 amino acids. Gene Ontology annotation, molecular function: acyltransferase activity, transferring groups other than amino-acyl groups. NCBI's taxonomy places the organism in Eukaryota, Fungi, Ascomycota, Leotiomycetes, Helotiales, Helotiaceae. The transcript has 2 exons.
AUGCCUCUCUCCCUCCACAUCAUCCCCUCCCACACCCCCCACGAUUUCACCCCCAUAACCACAACUGAAGACCUCGCCUACCGCUCCCCCUACAACACAUUCUACGAGCUGCUCCGCGGCUCCUCGCUCGCAGACUUCACCACCCGCCAAGCAGCCGCUCACGUUGGCGAUCCAAGCAGUUUCUGGUGUUACGUCGUAGACGAUGCCACGGGUGUGGUAGCUGGAGCUAUGGGUUGGAAUUUGCAUGAGGAAGUGGUUGAUUGGAGGGGGGUGGAGGUAAAGGCGGAGUGGCUUGAGGGUGAGGAGAAGGAGUUGGCGGAUUUAGUGUUUGAGCAGUUUUUUGGCGGGCGGGGUGCAUGUAUCGGCACACCUCACUUGCUGAUAUCGUACUGCUUCACCCACCCCUCAUACCGUCGUCAGGGUGUCGGCCGACAAAUGAUGGCCUAUGGUCUCGCCAUCGCCGAUGCAAAGGGUCUGCCUACCUGGGUUGAGUCCACGGAGUGCGGACGCGUUUUCUAUGAGAGUUGUGGGUUUGAGAUGGUGAACGCGUUGGAGUUUGAGGUUGAGCGGGUUGUUGGGGAGAAAGAGGGGUUUGAGAAGCGGACUGGGUUGGAGUUGCCCGAGGGGAAGAGGUGGGGGUGGGUUUUGAAGAGGGAGGUGAAAGAGGUAGAGGAGGUUGUUGAGGAUAAGGAUAAAGUGUUUUUGUAG